AUGCUGACUCAACUGCAAGAAAAAACCGAUAAAAGCACUGGAAUCAAUAAAGAAUGGACGAUCGCUCUCGCACUCGGCACAAUACACGCGCUGAUGGUUGCAGUUGUCAACAAGAUUGUGCCAAACCCAUACAUGGACGAAAUUUUUCACAUACGACAAACGAGAAGAUAUUGUGAUGGCGACUACACGUGGGACCCAAUGAUCACCACUCCUCCGCUGCUUUACAUCAUAUCGAUGCCAUUGUGUGGUGGCCAUGAACGAUACAUUAACUCAAUAUUGCUUCCAUUUACGUUCAUUGGUGCUUGUCGAUUUCGUGCAAUGUUUACGGGUGAGGGCGAAACGGUGCUGGUCCCAGCGUUAUCCGUUGUGCUACUUCCGGUUCUCUUCCACUCUUCGCUAUUAUUCUACACGGAUCUUCUCUCGCUGACGCUGGUGCUUUGGGCGUUCUCUUCGACAAACAAGUACAUCGUCGCGUUUUUCUUUGGACUCUCGCUAUUCUGUCGACAAACCAACAUUGUUUGGGCUGGUUUAUUCGCAGCGCUUGAUCUUUGCAAGAAUAUCAAGAAAGAACAAUUGGUUAAAUCUUUGCUGAAGGGUUGUCUAGAUUUAUGGCCUUUUAUUCUUCUCGCUGGUGGAUUUUUGGCAUUUGUUGUGAAAAAUGGCGGUAUUGUGCUCGGCGACCCAGAUGCUCAUCGACCGCAGUUUCAUUGUUGCCAGCUCCUCUACUUCUGCGUCUUUGCUUGCUUCACAGCAUCGUUUUCGCUUCUGGAAUACGCAAAACCCAUUCUACAAUCGUUUUUCCAAUGGAGGACUGUGCUUUUUACAGCGGCAAUCGCCUUGAUUGUGCACCAUUUCUCGUUGGCACAUCCGUAUCUUUUGGCAGAUAAUCGACAUGUUCCCUUCUACUUAUGGAGAUGGAUUCUUUCAAAGCCAAUUUAUCGACAAUUAUUAAUCCCUGUGUAUGUCGUUUGCUUUUAUGCGGUGGAUCAACUAUGCAAAGGAGUAACACCAAUUGCGCGUUUAUUUUUUGCUUUGGCGACGAUUGCAGUGCUUCUACCCGCUCAUCUAAUCGAGCCUCGGUAUUUCAUCAUUCCAUAUGUCUUGUGGCGAUUAAGUGCCGAAACGAGAUCGAGGCUUUUGUGUACAUUGGAGGCGCUUUUCCAGAUUUGUGUCUUCGCGCCUCUCUUCUACAUGUUUUUGUACAAACCUUUUGAGUGGUCGCAUGAGCCCGGAGAUUUACAACGAUUCAUGUGG
Mesorhabditis belari is the source of this 1254-nucleotide messenger RNA. NCBI's taxonomy places the organism in Eukaryota, Metazoa, Nematoda, Chromadorea, Rhabditida, Rhabditidae. The record is from the annotation of a GenBank genome assembly.